GCUAGCCAUCAUCUGUGGAGGGUGUGCGUCACACCUUCAAGCAAACCGAAACUUUCUUACGUCAAAUCAAUGGAUAUAACCUAACAAAUCGCGAGUUACAUUAUAAAAUGUGAUUUCCUCCACAAUUCCAUAUGGGUUAAGUGUUUAUGUGACGUGAUAUUUGCCAAUAAUGUGAAUUAGUUCAGUGUAGUGGUUAUUAAAAACCAAGUUAUGAGCAUUCAAAAGUGUCUUUUGGAUAACUCCAGUAGGAUGAUCAAGGCAAUGUCAAAUGCGAAGUCGUCUAACAAUGAAGUCAAAACGGGCGUGCAAAGUGGUCUCAGGAAAAUUGGUCUGGCGAUGCUGACGCUGUCAAUGCCGAUGAUUGAUGAUAAAAAGAAAAAAACCACACGUAGCUGGAUUGAAAGCACUUUCCAUAAACGCGAGUGUAAAUGCUUCGUUGCCAGCGCCAAGGACGAGCAUGUAUGUUGGUGUGGCCUAAGCAAGACCGCGCACGGUGCCAACAUCGCCAUUGGCCCUGUUGGUGAAGCAUGGGUGCCCAUAAAGCAUACUCAGCCAUCACCAACAGAUGCCUAUGGCACGGUGGAGUUCCAGGGAGGACCACACCCUACGAAAGCACAGUAUGUCCGUCUAUCACACGAUACACGACCGGAGCUAAUAGUCCAACUGCUCACACGAGAAUGGGCGUUGGAAAGGCCAAAACUGCUCAUCACCAUCCAGGGUGGGAAGGCCAAUUUCGACCUUCAACCCAAGCUGAAGAAAGUCUUGAGGAAAGGUCUUCUGAAAGCUGCGAAGACCACAGGUGCAUGGAUAUUUACUGGAGGCACCAACACAGGUGUGACCCGGCAAGUCGGUGAUGCUCUGCAGUUAGAGAGGUCACAGCGUGCUGGUCGCGUGGUCAGCAUUGGUAUAGCGCCCUGGGGCAUCGUUGAGGGCGCAAAUGAACUCAUUGGCAGAGGAAGAGAUGUCCCCUACCACGCUAUGGCAUCUCCUAGAUCGAAACUGGCGGUGCUGAACAAUCGCCAUGCCUACUUUCUACUUGUGGACAAUGGUUCAGUUGGGAGAUAUGGAGCUGAAAUCGUAUUAAGAAGAAAAUUAGAAAAGUACAUAGCUGCACAAAAACUUCAUCCGUAUACCCAUUCAUCGACUCCAGUCGUGUGCUUAGUAAUAGAAGGAGGAACAAACACAGUACGAGCUGUGCUGGAAUACGUCACUGACACGCCACCAGUUCCUGUUGUGGUGUGCGAUGGAAGUGGACGAGCUGCAGACCUUAUAGCAUUCGUGCACAAAUACGCAUCAGAAACGGGGGAACAGACAGUCCUGGAGUCGAUGCGUGAUUACCUGAUAAGCACCAUACAGAAGACGUUCGAAGUGGGGUUGCAGCAAGCUGAGUGCUUGUACAGCGAACUACUACAGUGUACGAGAAAGAAGAAUCUGAUCACGGUCUUCCGUAUCCAAGAACGCGCAGAAGGUGGCGAAGUUCAGGAGCUAGAUCAGGUGAUAUUGACGGCUUUGUUCAGAGCCCAACACCUGUCACCAAGUGAGCAGCUGUCUCUUGCUCUUACUUGGAAUCGAGUGGACAUUGCAAGGUCUGAGAUCUUCGUGUACGGACAGGAAUGGCCCCGAGGUGCACUCGAUGAAGCCAUGAUGCAGGCUCUUGAACACGAUAGGUUAGAUUUCGUGAAGUUGCUUCUGGAGAAUGGAGUGUCGAUGAGGAAAUUCCUGACCAUUCCACGUUUAGAAGAGCUUUAUAACACUAAAAGUGGGCCGAGUAAUACUCUGCAGUAUAUUCUGAGGGAUGUGAGGCCCCAUUUGCCCAGAGGAUAUGUGUAUACUCUUCAUGAUAUUGGGCUGGUCAUCAACAAACUCAUGGGAGGAGCUUACAGGUGCUACUACACACGGCGCAAGUUUCGUCCCAUUUACGCGAAGGUGAUGAACAAGAGUGUGAAUGUUCACCGGAAUAGUGCUUCCUUCACCCGUCACAAUGCUGGUGGGCUUUCGCUCAUCACCGGCUUCAUGCCUGUCACCACAGAGAUGGCGCUAUUCGAUUAUCCAUUUAAUGAACUUUUGAUGUGGGCAGUAUUGACAAAGCGGCACCAGAUGGCGUUGCUAAUGUGGACGCACGGGGAGGAAGCUCUUGCCAAGUCUCUGGUAGCAUGUAAGCUUUACAAGGCCAUGGCUCAUGAGGCUGCUGAAGACGAUAUGGAGACGGAAGUGUAUGAGGAGCUACGCCAUUAUGGCAAGGAGUUUGAGACCAAAGCACUGGAAUUGUUAGAUUACUGUUAUCGUCAAGACGAUGACCAAGCCCAGCAACUCCUUACAUGUGAACUCCAGAAUUGGUCAGGCCAGACCUGUUUAAGUCUAGCUGUAGCCGCUAAUCACAGAGCUCUCCUGGCUCAUCCCUGUUCCCAAAUAAUUCUAGCUGAUCUAUGGAUGGGGGGCCUUCGUACCCGCAAGAACACCAACUUAAAGGUAAUACUGAGCCUGCUGUGUCCACUCUACAUACUCCAACUGGAGUUCAAGUCGAAGGAGGAGCUGCAGCUGAUGCCGCAGACUGAGGAGGAGCAUUUGGAAAACGAGAGUCUAGAGGAUGAUAGGAGCACAAGGGACCCGAAUGACGCUGAGCAGGCGUUGAUUGGCUCAGGGGCCGAAUGCGAGACCCGUGUAGAUCAGAAUGGGAAAGUUGGUAAAAUAGGCUGGGAACUGUCAUACAGAGAGCUUCCUGAAUAUCACGCGCCUGAAGACAAAAGAAUGAGACCUCUGCGACUUAGGAAGAAAAUCUAUGAGUUUUUUACGGCGCCGAUUACAAAGUUCUGGGCGGAUUCGAUCGCAUACAUAUUGUUCCUACUGAUGUUUACAUAUACAGUAUUAGUCAAGAUGAGUCACACGCCAUCUUGGCCUGAAAUUUAUUCUAUUUGUUAUAUUAUAACGUUCUUAUGUGAGAAAAUUAGGGAAAUUAUUACGUCCGAACCUGUUGCUAUUAGACAUAAGUUCAGUGUAUGGGCUUGGAACAUGUGGAAUACAUAUGACGCUGGUUUUAUAAUAUUCUUCCUCGUGGGCCUCACUCUGCGCCUACGACCCAGCUCUAUGGACGUUGGCCGAGUCAUAUAUUGUGUAGAUAUUAUUUAUUGGUAUUUAAGGAUAUUGAAUAUUUUGGGUGUUAAUAAGUAUUUAGGUCCUCUAGUCACAAUGAUGGGAAAAAUGGUUAAGAAUAUGAUAUACUUCGUGGUGCUAUUACUAGUCGUAUUGAUGUCAUUUGGAGUGGCAAGACAAGCUAUUUUAUAUCCAGAUAAAGAAGCCAGUUGGUAUUUAAUCAGAGAAAUAUUCUUCCAACCCUACUUCAUGUUGUAUGGCGAGGUAUUCGCUCCCGACAUUGAUCCUCCUUGCGGUAUGGAUGUCGGUGACAGCAAGUGUGUCACUGGCCGGUGGAUCACUCCAAUUGCGAUGACCAUCUACCUUCUCGUCGCAAACAUCUUACUCAUAAACCUCCUUAUAGCAGUGUUCAAUAAUAUAUUUAAUGAAGUCAAUGAAGUCUCGCACCAGGUGUGGAUGUUCCAAAGAUUCACAGUGGUAAUGGAGUACGAGCAGAAGCCGGUACUACCACCUCCACUGAUAACGUUCUGCCAUAUUUACGCGACUUGCAAGUGGGUCACAAGGAAUGUGUCACACAAGAGGUUUCAGUAUGACAACGGACUGAAGCUGUUCCUGGAAAAAGAGGACAUGGAGAGGCUAUAUGACUUUGAGGAGGAGUGUGUUGAAGGCUAUUUUAGGGAACAAGAAAUAAAAUUAUCCAACUCUUUAGAAGAGAGAGUUAGAAAUACUACGGACAGAGUAGAGCAUAUCACGACCAAAAUGGAAGACUUAAAUCAAAAAGCUAAUUGCCAAAUACAAUCAGUCCAGAGCGUAGAGUUUAGGUUAAGGAAGCUAGAAGACGUGGCGGAACAGACAAUGAAUCACUUAGCGGUGAUACAUCGUUUCAUGGCGACACAUCCCUCCCUCGUCAAUCGCGGCUCCACUGACACCCUGGGACCGCCCCCGCCCACCUUCCAAGCCUGCGGAGCUAGGCUGAGAACCGCCAGCGACCGGUCUGAGGUGCUGUCUGACAGUGACACGGGCGCAGCGCGCUUCAUCGUCCGUCCCGUACAGGAGGAAGACGAGGUCUCGCAGCCCUCCGACGAUGAACUUCCGCAAUCCGGGCCGGAAGUUGUCGCUGAGAAGGAACCGGAACCGGAUUCUAUAUCCACCUCUUCCGGCGCAAGCGUUGCGGGGCCUGACGUGACAGUUGUCAAACCAACGGUCAUUACUCCAGCACGUCAACGGUCAUCUGACAGCAACAGAACAGAACCCAGUGAUGAUAAGAAAGUGCCAUCAUCAAAUGAUGACGCCUUCUUACCGGAAGUGCGUGAAAUUCCGCCGGAUAACAACACCCUUCGUCCGCGGACCACUUCCGCUGGUACACGCCGCACUGCAAACGCUCGACGACGAUCUGAGGGUGGAAAUGAUUGCGGAAUGGGAGGCCCCCAUUCCUCUCAUCAUCUGGCACCCAGAAGGCAACACAGCCAGACCCAUUCUGAGCCAGACAAUUCUGCAGUAGAUGCCGGAUCAGUACACAAUUCUUUAACAGGUCGUCAGUCAGGCUGGGAGGCAAAUGGGGCAACCGGGGCACCGUCAACUAGAUCCCGUGUGGGUGGAGCCCCACGCUCCCUUCUUCUUGCAAUGCACGAAUACACCAGCAUCACAGACGAAUUAGAAACCGUGUAUGGACUGUUCUCACCACCGCAUACACCAAGAACUCCAAUAGCAACGCGCCUGCUCUCGCCCGCCCGCCCCACGUCACCAUCAGUUCGCCGGCGACACGCCAGUGAGAUGUCCAAUCCAGAGUUCGCCCUCUUCAUGGAGAAGGAGCAUCUACGUGGUGCUGAGGAAGAUGACUACAACAUCAUGGAGAAUCUGAUACAGCGUCGCCUAGAAAUGGAGUCUGUCCUGGGCAGAUUCGAGGAAGAGGAGGCCGGUGGGGAGGCGGAGGUGAGCGGCAUCAGCAUCAGCGUCUGCGUCAACACCAGUGGGGAGGAAUCCCGACAACAGCCUCUCGCUAACACCACGCAUCUCACUGUCACUGAUAGGCGCUUGCCACACCAGAGGCACUCUCUUCGUAGAGCGUCGGCGAUUGAUACCCGUGACUUGCCUUCACCUCUGCAACCACUGCUGGGAGAAGAUGGGUGCGGAGAUGUUCUCUUACCCGUACCGAGGCAACCUUCAGGCGACACAAACGCGUCGAGCGAUUUAUCACUAUCGCACAUGGUCAGCGAAAACCUCCCUCCUCGACCAUCAAUUGUCCUCGAUUCGUCUCAACUUCCGAGACAACGUUCGGCCGAACAACCACAACCGCAGCCACCCGGCCCAUCACGACCAGAGACUAUGUGUUAGGAAUAACCGGUAAUUCUACGAUCAUUUUACCGGUAAAUGGAACCGAAAUACCGUUAUAGCUUGCUGAUGCGAGGCAUUUUUUACUUUUAAAUAGAAAUUUAUAUUCAAAAAAGUAUUAUAAUAUUGAAGAUGAAGAUUUUUUAAGAUGAACUAUAGGACAAAUUAGGAAUUUCGCAUAAUCAAUAUGUACUUUUGAAAAGCUGGUUCACUAUCACACAUUAUGAAUUUUUAAACAUUUUGUAUUUUAACCAUUCAUAAAAUAAUUAAAUCUUUGGAUCGGUAACAUGUGGGAAAUGUAGUUUGUCAUUUGUUUUUGAUGUUGACAAGUGCGCAUUGCGGCGCGAUAGAAACUAUUUUCAUCAGUUUCAUGGACUCAAUUUAAAAUCUUUACACUUUGCUGAUAUGUGUAUGCUGUUCACACAGCAAAAAACUACGUGAACAACAGUUCAGUAUACUCACUUCGAACACACCAUUUACCAAUUCAAUUUCCUCUCAUUUUCCAUUUAAAAAACCUGGCCGUACUGUGAAAUACCCGCACUAAUAUUGCUGUGAAGCAAUAAAUUUCACCGUUUUGCAGUGAGCACGAACAGUUUAUACCCUGAAAGAUGUACAUGCGACAUGAAAUACAGGAAAAUGUAUCUUAUGGACAUGUUUUAAGGCAUAUUUUAGUACGCAUUUAAGCGAUUUAAUAUUUGUAAUAGUGACAAGCGUUCGUUUCCCAUCUACGUGCUAGAUUAGUGAUAGGAAGGUUAAUGAUCUAUGAAGUUUAUCCUAAAGCUAUCAUGCAAGUCUUUUGAUUAAUACAUGUUUAUUAGGUCCCGAAACACAAAAAAUAUUCUUAUACGAGAAUAUGCAUAGAAACCCAAUAUUUAUUUAUUUAUUUUAUUACAUUAUCUUUACAGCCUAUGUCAAUACGACAAUGUGGAGAAACAUUUAAUUAAAUAUAAUAAUGUACAUAGAAAUUAGACACAUAAUUUACACAAUAUCGCUACUGUGAAUUCACUGUGCGAACAUACAAAUAUGUCGAUAGUAUCGAAGAUAGCAUUUAGUAAGCGCAACGUUCUGGAUAAAGGGAAUCUGUGCAACAGACUGGUUCUUGCCUUUGGUAUCGCAACAACCUAGGCCUUCGCCGUCGCACAUAUCCCAUAGGUACUAAGAAGCCCAGUUCCUGAAGUACACUCGGGUUACACACUAUCCCCCUCAAGACUUUCAGUACGUAGGCCAACUGUAAGUCCCGUCUGGUUUCCAAUUUGUUGUACCCCACCAUCCCUAAUACAAAUAAUGUUGGGUACAUUAAAUGAUAGUAAGGAUAGACGCCUUUUGAUUUACAUUCAAUUGUCCGGGUUUUGGUUUCAAAUUGAACUUCCCAGAGCUAUGGGCAUGAUCUAUAUUAAAACUUUUGUAGGAGGCAAGACUGUAAAUUUUGCUCACUCAGGCUUCCAGUAUAGCCAGAUAUUGGCUCCUUCGACUGUUACAUUACAUUCAUUCGUUAAAUUCGUGAAAUGUUAAUUGCUAUGUACAAUUAUUAUUUUUAUAUCCGAAUGAGUAAAACUAAAAUCCUCUAUUAUUAUUAAACUAGUUCCUCCAAAUCCCGCUAUUACUGUCUGCACUGUAACACUCUGUUUCCACCACCAACUGUUUCCUUCAUUUGGUAUAUCAUCUAUAUCGUCUUCCUCUUUUAAUUAAUAGUACCUUGGGCAUUAGUUUAGUACUUUUUAAUUAUCUAUAAAAUUGAUUAAUACAUAUCUCAACUCAUUUGUACACAAUGUAUUUGCAAAAUGCAUGUUUAGUUUGCAAAAGCAUAUUGAUUAACUGUCAACCCCGAACAUUGUUGUUAACAUUCAUUGAAUGAACAUUCAUUCAGAUUACCCGAACAUUAUAGUCCAUGAUGCUAAAUGGGGAUUUACUCGAGUGUCAUAGUAACCUAUAGAGAAACGAAGCUCAGAUUAUAAGAAAAGGUUAUAUUAUGUUUACCUUUCCAUAAGUGGCGGGAUCGGCUAUUCAUUUUCAGAAAUGUAAAAAAAACUUGCAUGGAUGUCCAUGAUCUGACGCGCCCUUGAUCCAUUUUCUACGUGUUUUUAAUUUUUAACAUUAUCAUGACGUUUCUAACACAAACGUUAAUUUAUUAUAACUAUAUUUUCUUAAUAUAGUAUAGUUUCUAUAUGAGAACUACUACUACUAGUUUGAAUAUGAGAACCAAGCGAACAUGCGCUUUCCGGCUUCCAUGAAUUAAACAAUUAACUUUAUUUGUUUUAAUGUUUCGUUUCUCGUUUUUAAUCUUUAACAAUUUUAAUCUGAUCAUUAUGAAAUGCUUUGACGAACAGUCUCAAAGAAUCGUACAAUAAUCUACAAGUCUCAGAGUUGUUUAAUCGCCAUUUUUUCUUAAAAAAUAUAUUCUUAAUGUAGAGUACCAUCUUUUCGUACCAGACACGCCAUCUGAUGCAUUUCAUUCUGAAAUUGUUAUAUUAUUAAUUCAAAUUUCACCAACGUCUAUCUAGAUUCAAGUGUUGACCUCCACUUUCAAUCUUUUUAAUUAAAAACAAACAUUGCAUGAAACGUUGCGAAGAAUACUUCGAUUUUUACAGACGGUAUUUCAGCUGACUUUAGAGAUUUAAAUUGGAAAAAUUUCGAUUGUAACGAAAAUUUAAUAUAACUAAAUAUUGUGUUUUUAAUUAAUAAAAUGUUAAAAUCUCUCUUAAAAUAAAUAUACCAGAGGCUAACUAAUAAAAUCUAUGUUGAAUUUAAAAUUAUACACAUGAUUAAUUCACAAAUACCGUAUUUGUGAAUUAAUUUGGUUCACGGAUUGUUUAUUAUUGUUUUUUUUAUAAAUAAACUUCGAGUUAAAUUAAAUCUACGAUCAAAUAUUUGUUAUUAUAUUUUUGACACGCGAGGUGUUUUUUAAUGAAUUGACUAUUGGUAUAAAGAUAUAACAAUUAAUAUUACAUUGGAAACUCACAACGUCUGUAAGAAUAUAUCUACGGCAUUUGUUUUGUUGAUAAUUUACUUAUUAUAUACUUACGUGCUCAUGUACUUAGUGAAGUGAACCAGCUUAUAAUUUGCAUCUCAUUUUAUAAAUAUUGUACAGACUCGUGUAGAAUAUAAAUGUUGGACAAUACAAUCUAUGUGAGAUGUAAAUAAUAUCGAGAAGUAAUUGAGAAAUUAAUCACCUUCUGAGUGAAAUUAAUUGUAGCCGGCGGAUCCAUUAAUAAAACUAGAAAUAUGAUUUAAAUUGAAAUAUACGCUUAAUUUACUGCUUAAAUUUUAAAUCUCGGCAAAUAUAGCUGCAUGUUUAUAUCAUAUUUAACAUAUCAAAUUUCUAAUGUGCAAUUUUAUAUAAUCCAAGCGUUUGAUUAAACCAGGAAUUGUUUUAUCCAUUUUAUUUAUCACAAUGUGUUCAUUUGUACCAAAUAUUUUAUGCAAACAAUAUUUCUGAAGUAACUUGUAUAUAUGAGCGAAUAAAAUUGUCUUAGAGUAGGUAAUUAAGGCAAUACCAAUUUAUAACUUAGAUUUUAAUACAAGUUUAAUAAAGUUGAAAGAAAUUUAUAGAUUUUAUAAUUAAACUCGAAUAAAUAAUUCUGGAUCGGAAAUCACUAUUUGUGUUUAACAAGUAAAACAUAUUCAGUAGUGUUUAGUUCAUUUUAUUUAGUUUAACAAGAAACAUAGACAGAUGAACAUUGUCUGAAUUAUUAGUUUAUCAGACGUGCAUUACCACAUGGGUUAAAUAAUGUAGGAACAGAAACACAAAUCCCAAAUGUCGUGUACAUUGAACAAUCAUAAUUUAACGUUUUUGGUUCUAGUAAAAACUUAAAGAAAUUGUUCCGUGUGUAUCUUUUCCGUGCCGUCUACCAUAUAAAUGCAAUGUACCAUUUUGUAAUAAAUAGUUUUUAAUAAAAUAUUCAUAUCAUAAACAUCGACCUGGAUAAUAAUGAAGGUACUUAAUGAAACACUUAAAAUAUCAUAAUAUACAAUAAAAAUAAUAGGUUAAUAAGCCAAUUUUAUAUAAUUUUUGUCUGUUUAUUCGUAGCAAAUUUUAUUGUAUCUUGUAAAUAUCUGAAGGUUAUUUUGUAUGAAAUGGAUGACUGACUCUUCACAUAUGAGAAUAAUGGAUCUAUAGCGAUAAUAUUCAUGUUAAUUUACGUGGUAAAAAUAAAUUAUUAAAUCUUCAGUCUAAGUAUAUUUACUACUAAAUGUUAGAAUAUUAUUUUAUAAUUUAAGUAUUAAAGAAAUUUCUUUUCAUAGAGUUGGCAUUGAAAAUUUUGACGCAGUCAGCUGCGUAAUUUCUGUCUUUGCGAGUGAACUGCGAGUAAUGACGUCGCGUACGCAUUCCCUCCCCAUCCAUCGCAGAGUGCCUGCCAAACUAUGACAACUGAAUUUACUAAACAGAGCCACUAAACAAUAAUUGGACACUUCUUGCACUACACACCUGCACUAAUCAAUGUCAAUUACUAAUCACUUGCCCUCGCACUAAUCAAAGUGAAUACAGGCCUUUAGCGAUGACAUUUUUUCUUCCAUUGAAGUAAAUGAAGUGUUAACUUCAAAAAUACUUUAACAGUUGAAAUGAUUGUUACUUGGUUGUAUGUAGAUUCUUUUUUUAUCAACUAACUAAAAACUAUCAAAAGACCUAAAUAAUAGUUCUGGUUUAUGACUAAAUAUGCAUUUCGCUUGAUAUAUAGAGUAUUAUCGCUAUAGUUCCGUUAUAGGCGAUGCACAAACUUAAUGUACUUUAAUUCCUAACUUUGCUUUAGCACAAGAUCUUUCAAUCAAAUCCUUAUUGGGAUUCCUUACUAGUGUACAAAUAGUUUCUUAAGUGAUAAUGUCUGUGUUAUACAAAUGUAUGUACAACGGUACAAUAAAUAUAUUUGUAAUAUUA
Molecule: messenger RNA, 10294 nt
Organism: Pieris rapae (cabbage white)
Lineage: Eukaryota; Metazoa; Arthropoda; Insecta; Lepidoptera; Pieridae
Gene: Trpm
Product: transient receptor potential cation channel trpm
Exons: 32
Coding region: 211-5424 (1737 amino acids)
Biological process (GO): protein tetramerization; monoatomic cation transmembrane transport
Cellular component (GO): membrane
Molecular function (GO): monoatomic cation channel activity
Source: RefSeq, a predicted model, not a curated record